GAGUGCGCUGACCAGCUGAGUUUUAGAACGUGUUCCCCGUUCGGAGGGUAAACAGCUGAGUGUGAAUGGAAAGAUCGAAAAUUGUCUUUGAUUAAAAUAGAAAUGUGAAACAAUUGUAGUUUAUAAAAUAAGUGAAUUGAAGUGUAAAUAAUCAAAUUGUGUGGACUGCUCAUGCUUGCAAUCAGUUACUUAAUUGGCUAACUAAUAUUAAUCGGUGUUCAAGUGAUAAAUGAUAUUUGAGGAGCAUCUCUGUCACAAACAGCUGCUAGACAGCACCGUGGAAUAUUUUUAUAAUAAUAAAAACUAAUUUCAAUAGAAUCGGGUUGCUCGCGAGUACAAAUGCGAAUCUCUCUUUGUGUGCUAAAACAAAAACAGAAGUGAAAGUAAAAUACAUGAGUGACAAACUCUAUCUUUGAUCUUAAGUGUAAUUCUAUGUACUUAAAAACUAUAAAACAAAAACAAACAAAAUGCAAUCGUUAAAAGCCGAUGAGUUUCCAGAGAAUCCACGCGAGCGAAGCAAUCCGAUUUCGGAACUUAUGCUCUGCUUUGUCUUCCCAGUACUGUUGAAAGGUCGCAAGAAGACCCUGGAACAGCAAGAUUUAUACAAGCCACUUAAGGAACACAAAUCAGAAUCGCUCGGCGAUCGCUUGUGCACAGAAUGGGACAAGGAGGUGGCCAAAAGAACAGCGGAACAGAAACAACCGCGUCUGUUACGUGUUAUGAUGCGGGUAUUUGGUUGGUAUAUGUUUUGGACGGGACUGCUGCUGGGCUUCCGCGAGUUUGUCACAAAAUUCACCCAGCCUAUUUGUUUGUAUGGCAUCAUGAUAUACUUUUCCAACGAGGAUCCUGACCCUGUGAAAGCACGACUAUAUGCGGCGGGCCUCAUUGCAGCUUGUCUGCUCACUGUCGUCACUGGACAUCCAUAUCUACUGGGUCAAUUACAUCUGGGCAUGAAGAUGCGGGUGGCUCUUUGCAGUUUGAUGUACCGCAAAUCAUUGCGUUUGAGCCGAACAGCUCUGUCAGACACAUCCAUUGGACAAGUGGUGAAUCUCCUGUCCAACGAUGUGGGUCGCUUCGAUGGCAUCCUGCUCACUCUGCACUUCAUCUGGCUUGCUCCCUUGGAACUUACUGUGGUUACAUACUUUAUGUAUCAAAAGAUUGGUAUAGCCUGCCUCUUUGGCGUCGCAUUGAUGUUGCUCUUCCUUCCCCUGCAAGCGUACUUGGCAAAGAAGACAUCUGGUUUGCGUCUACUCACAGCGAUGCGCACAGACGAGCGCGUGCGAAUGAUGAACGAGAUUAUCUCGGGCAUCCAGGUUAUCAAAAUGUAUGCAUGGGAGAAACCAUUCGGCAAGCUGGUGGAACUUGCGCGUCGCAAGGAGAUGAACUGCAUUAAAAAAGUCAAUUAUAUUCGAGGCAUUCUCAUAGCCUUUGGCAUAUCUCUAUCCCGCAUGUUCACGUUUGUCAGUUUGGUGGGCUACGUGCUGCUUGGAAGCGUUUUAACUGCCGGCGAAGCCUUCUUCAUCACUGCCUAUUACAAUUUGCUGCAGCGUGCAGUUACCAACUUUUUUCCUAUGGGAAUAACUCAGUUUGCCGAACUGCUGGUGUCGAUUAAGCGUUUGGAAACCUUUAUGCUUCGUGAUGAGACUCAAGUGGGUCAAAUCUGUGGCAAACCAAAUGAGAUUGGAACAUCUUACGAUAAAGAACACGGUUCAAUAAUCACAUCUGCCAAUGGCGAUGUCUCAAAAUCCAACGACAAGGAUGACAUUCUUGUUGAUUUCAGCGACUUCCAAGCCAAGUGGGCCAGCAAGUCGACCGAAAACACUCUGGACAACAUCAACUUGCAAAUGAAACGUCGCCAACUGGUCGCUGUGGUCGGUCCAGUCGGUGCAGGCAAGUCAAGUCUAAUACAAUCCAUUCUCGGUGAACUGCCCGCUCAAAUGGGUAGCCUUAAAGUCAAUGGCUCCUUCUCGUUUGCCACCCAAGAGCCUUGGCUCUUCACGGGAACCGUGAGGGAGAACAUUCUCUUUGGGUUGACUCUGGAUAAACAUCGCUAUCGUACCGUGGUGAAAAAGUGUGCUCUGGAACGUGACUUUGAAUUACUACCUCAGGGAGAUAAAACGAUUGUUGGUGAGCGAGGAGCCUCACUCUCUGGAGGCCAAAAGGCCCGCAUCAGCUUAGCUAGAUCUGUCUAUCGUCGGGCAGAUAUUUACCUUUUGGAUGAUCCACUCAGCGCAGUGGACACCCACGUAGGACGACAGCUUUUUGACCAGUGCAUGAAAGGUUAUCUUCGAAACGAAUUAGUUAUUCUGGUCACACAUCAACUGCAGUUCCUGGAACAAGCCGAUCUCAUUGUCAUUAUGGAAAAGGGUAAAAUCAGUGCAAUGGGAACAUAUGAAGCAAUGCAACGCAGUGGCCUGGACUUUGCACAGCUUAUGUCAGAUCCGAAUGUUAAUGAGCACACGUUCGACGACAAGGAGAGUGAUGCUGGUGAUGCCAUGGACCAUCAUAGUAUAAACUCGCGCAAACGAUUUGUCAGUGGUAGUAGACAGACAUCGAGAACGGAUAGUUUCGUUUCAUUGAGCUCGAUGGCUGAUUCCAUUAUUCAAGAUGCACCAAUGACACCUCAAGAGACUCGAGUCGAGGGCAAGGUUGGAUUGGGACUUUAUAAGGAAUACUUUGCUGCCGGCAGCGGCUGGUUUUUAAUAAUGACUUUGAUACUCAUUUGCAUUGGUACUCAAGUCGUAAUAUCCUGUUCAGAUGUUUUCCUCUCAUAUUGGGUUGACAAGAACAAAGGUGUAUCAGAAAUGGACGAUCCCACUGAUAUAUAUUACUUUACUGCGCUUAAUGUAGCUUCAAUCCUAUUCUGUGUAAUGCGUCCACUUCUCUUCUAUACGAUGGCCAGAAGGAGCUCUACAAAUCUACACAAUUCCAUGUUCCAUGGCAUCACAAGAGCGGCUAUGUACUUCUUCAACACAAAUCCCUCAGGCCGGAUAUUAAAUCGUUUCUCAAAGGAUUUGGGUCAACUCGACGAAAUUUUGCCAACUAUCAUGCUGGAUGUAAUGCAAAUUUUUCUCACCUUGGCGGGCGUUCUUGUCGUCAUUUGUAUCACCAAUCCUUACUUUAUGAUUCUAACUGUGGUACUCGGAUUUGUCUUUUACCAAAUUCGAGAAUUCUACUUGAAGACAUCAAGAGACGUUAAACGUCUAGAGGCGGUAUCCCGAUCUCCAAUCUACUCUCACCUUAGCGCUUCCCUUAAUGGACUUCCAACAAUUCGAGCACUGGGGGCACAAAAAACCCUUAUUGCUGAAUUCGAUAAUCUUCAGGAUCUGCACAGCUCUAGUUUCUACACUUUCCUGUCUACCAGUCGAGCAUUUGGUUACUACGUGGACUUCUUUUGUUCAUUGUACACUAUCGUCAUUGUUAUCAACUACUUCAUCAAUCCACCCACAAAUCCUGGUGAGGUUGGGCUCACUAUUACGCAGGCCAUGAGUUUAGCUGGCAUGGUUCAGUUUGGAAUGACACAAUCCGCUGAAUUGGAUACUACUAUGACUGCAGUUGAGCGUAUCCUCGAGUACGAUGAAAUUGAACCAGAGGGCGAGUUCGAUUCCGCACCAGACAAGAAGCCUCCAGUAACAUGGCCAGAACAAGGCAAAAUUGUGGCCGACGAUCUGAGUCUGCGCUAUUUUCCGGAUCCUCAGUCGAAAUAUGUGCUCAAGUCCUUGAACUUCGAGAUCAAGCCCAUGGAAAAAGUGGGCAUUGUAGGACGCACUGGUGCUGGAAAAUCUUCACUUAUUAAUGCCCUCUUCCGACUCUCCUACAACGAUGGCGCCAUCGUCAUAGAUAGUCGGGAUACCAAUGAACUAGGAUUGCACGACCUGCGCAGCAAGAUCUCCAUUAUACCUCAGGAGCCAGUACUGUUUUCUGGAACCAUGCGUUACAAUCUCGAUCCGUUUGAGGAGUACACUGACGCUAAAGUUUGGGAUGCCCUAGAGGAGGUCAAAUUGAAACCAGUCAUCAGUGAACUUCCGAGUGGGUUACAGAGCACUAUUUCCGAGGGUGGCACCAAUUUCAGUGUGGGUCAGAGACAGCUGGUGUGUCUAGCACGGGCGAUUCUUCGCGAGAAUCGCAUUCUUGUAAUGGACGAGGCUACAGCCAAUGUGGAUCCACAGACAGAUGCCCUCAUCCAGGCCACGAUUAGAAACAAGUUCAGGGAGUGUACAGUGCUGACAAUAGCCCAUCGUUUGAACACGAUCAUGGAUUCUGACAAGGUCUUAGUCAUGGAUGCUGGCCAAUUGGUUGAGUUCGGUUCUCCCUAUGAGCUUUUGACUCAGUGUGACUCGAAAAUAUUCCACAGCAUGGUGAUGGAAACUGGCAAAAGCAGUUUCGACAGUCUUCUGAAGGUGGCGGAGAAGGCUCAUUUGGAAUCCCAGAAAUCAAAAACCGCUUAAUGGCAGGCAAUGUGUAAUCUGAAAGUUAAAUAAAUCUCGUGAAAUUUAUUAAGGUUGUUUUUGCUUUGCAUACACUAAAAUUAAUUUUCAAAACUUUUAAUUGACCAAGUGAAGAACUAAUUUAAGCCUGGCUCUGUCCUGGUUGUGAGAUAUGUACAUCAGUUUUCCAACUCAGCAUGGGCAGCAUAGUCAUGGGAAGAGCACUGAGGAACUGCUUGGGAACCCAAGAGAAGACGAUCAACAGAAUAGGGAGACCAUGCACAAUCAGCAGAUUCGACAAAGAGGCGCGAACACCGCUCCAGGAGCCACUGUUGCGCACAAAGAAGAAGAAGUAGAGGCACAUAGCAUCACAUAUAAGGAACAAGCAGAUAAAGAUGCCACGCACAUUCUGACGGGCCUUCGCGCAUAAUGCAUACAUGCUGGACAUGAUGAUGAUGUUGGGAAUAAAAAGUUUCAGCACAAUCAGUGAACCAAUUAAAGCUGGCGACAACUCUCUGACAAACACGCGAGCUGUAUCCGGAUCGAACGAGUUGAUGUGCGGCAGAUUGCCAGUGCCAAUAAGGGAGAAGUAUGUGUAGAAUAUUAUAAGUAGAGCGUAGCGAUAGCAGUUGAGUAUGUGUUGAACUGAGGUCAACGCCUUAGCGGGCUUGUCCGCUUCGUCGCCAUCACUAUCGUCCUCGUCGUCUUCCAACUGUUUGCUUUCAUCACGCACCUCUACUCCAAUAAGGAACUCUGUGCAGAGCACUUGUAUAAAUAUUGACUCAUAGGAGAGACACAAAAGCGUAUAGAUUGUGCUCAGGUUGAAUAGAAUGAGCUGAACGCGAGUUCGCGGAGAUCUUGCAUUGCUGUACGGAAUUGAGAUGAGGGCAAAUACCAAAUAGAUCCAGGCAGUGCCAUGUAGCCAUUGGCUUAUAGGCUUGUCACAUAAAAUACGUUGCACGACAUAACCUCCCAGCAAUAAAGCGGCGCUAUUGCUGAUCCAAACGCGCCAAGCAUGCGACUCUCCCAGCACCAGAGGACGCAGUACAGUGAACACCAUGCUAGUGAACAGCAAACACUUGCUAUGGUAACCCAGAUUGGGUCGCACCAAUGAAAAGCCAGCCAAGAGCAAGACCAGUAGAAUCCAUAGGGCAAACUUCAGAGUGGGUCUUGUGAAUGCACGCCAAUUGUUGAUACAUACCACAACGAAGUAGCCCAAGGUGGUCAGUUCUCGAUAGUGGAUUGUGGCGAUGAGCAAGGCAGCAGUGCACACAAUCCAAGCCAGCUGCAUGAGUGGCGCCUCUAUGCACUUGGUGUGGAGUCCACGCUCCCGCAACGCCAUUAUCCAAACCGGCAAUGGCACCAGCAGAUAAAAGCUGGUCCCGCAAGAUACUUUGUGCAGAUAGAGGAACAACGCGAGCACAAUCUCCAGCACAAAUAAUAUAAUUAUUGGUAAAUCGAGCCAAUCAUGCUUUGGUGCAUUCGAGGUGCGUGCCUGUUUGGCUACCAAAUAGUAGAGCCAGCCCAGAUACAUAACAAUGCACGCCACGGAUAAGGGAAUGCGAUAGUAGUUUCUAUAGGACUCCAAACAUUUGAGUGAAAGCCGAAUCAUUUCUUGACUGGUUUGAAUUGCUUCCCGCGCGUAGUUUAGCUUCAUUAAAUGUUGGAAUUGUUGUUUAUAGGUCUCCACACGAUGCUCUUCAAGACUCUCGAACAUUGGGAGCCAAUCGAUAAUACGAUCCCUCUGGUGAAGCUGCUGCAUACGAUUCACCUGCGCCAACAACUGCAACGCAUUUAGAUGCAGUGCAUGUGCCUCGUGCUUAGCGCCGACAUUGAUGUAACCCAAAGGCAAGGUGGCCAUAUUAUUAACUGGUGGAGGCAGUCCAAUGAGCGCUGACAUCAGCGGUGCCAUCUGCACUUGAUCCAGCUCGUGUAGUGGACGUCGCACACCAUGUUCGCCAAUCUUAAAGAAGUGUCCAGCAUUGGGCGCUGCACGUUUGACUCCAGC
Molecule: messenger RNA, 6435 nt
Organism: Drosophila nasuta
Lineage: Eukaryota; Metazoa; Arthropoda; Insecta; Diptera; Drosophilidae
Product: putative multidrug resistance-associated protein lethal(2)03659
Biological process (GO): transmembrane transport
Cellular component (GO): membrane
Molecular function (GO): ATP binding; ABC-type transporter activity; ATP hydrolysis activity
Source: RefSeq, a predicted model, not a curated record